Messenger RNA from Aethina tumida (small hive beetle), 2804 nucleotides. It is a transcript of the gene Start1, whose product is annotated as steroidogenic acute regulatory protein-like. Gene Ontology annotation, molecular function: lipid binding. The coding region runs from base 254 to 1663 and encodes 469 amino acids. The record is from RefSeq and is a predicted model, not a curated record. Lineage: Eukaryota; Metazoa; Arthropoda; Insecta; Coleoptera; Nitidulidae. The transcript has 10 exons.
CUUUGUUUUUUAAUUGAUUUUUCUUUCCAAGACGGAACUAAUUACAUUCUAUUAAUUACCGCGAAUAUUUCAAUUCGACCUAAAUGAACAGUUUAAAUCAAACGACGACAAACGUAUCACCUUUGUCGUUUGUUUGUCAGGUAAAGUGUUGACAAACGUCAAUGUCAAACAUGUAGAAGUAUUUAUUUACCUUCGUUUAUUUGGGUGAAAACAAAUACACCACACUACUUAAUUUUGUUUUUGUCUUAUAAAAAUGGACACUUUAAGUUUCUACACUGCUGCAGACAAUCAGCCUUACCAAAGAAAUUAUCAACACGAAAAUGUCCAAUCUCCACUGGAUAUCUCACAUUCAAACAGCAUCAACACCAUCCACUCAAUCAAUCGGGAAUACAUCUCACAGAACCUGAUUGCUGGGCAAAGGGUGAAUGGGAGGAUGUCAAAUAUUAGAAGGUUCUUUUGUCUUUUUGUCACCUUUGAUUUUCUCUUUACCGGACUGAUGUGGAUUAUAUGUGUGAUGCUUAAAGGUGAAUACAUAAUAACAGCAUUAAGUGAACAGAUUUACCACUACAAUAUGCACACCUCACUAUUUGAUAUUGUCUUGGUGGCAUUUUUUAGAUUCACUGUAUUGUUGUUCUUUUAUGCAAUUUUGUAUAUAAAUCACUGGAUUGUGAUAGCUUUAUCAACUGCCUUGACUUGCGCAGCUCUAAUAGCAAAAGUUUUCGUUUAUGAUUUUGCCCACUCCUCGCAGCCUGUUUUUGAGGUGCUAAUAGUUUUGACUUCCUUCGUUUUGGCGUGGGGUGAAGCGUGGUUUCUUGAUUUCCGUGUCAUUCCUCAGGAAGAAGAUGCUAGUCGUUAUAUAAUUAGUAAUAUAGAAUCUGAAAGAGCACCUUUAAUAAGGAAUUACAUUCGUGGAUUGCCAUCGUUGUAUACUGAAAGUGUGCAUAAUUUUUAUUCUCCAUUAGUAACGCCUGAUGGGUCCUUGUAUAGGUAUGAUCACCAGCAGAGAAACGUUCCAACUGCGAGGUUUUCUAGAGAAGAGGAAGAAAAGUAUAAGCUUCAGGCAGCAAAAACUUUGCAAGAUGCUUGGGACCUUUUACAUAAGAAAGAUUGGAAAUUGGAAAAAGAGCAAGACGGUGAUCGUGUGGAGAGCAGGAUGGACAAAGGAGUAAAAAUAUUUAAAUUAAAUGCACAAAUCAAUGUUUCUCCAAAAUACCUUUUAGACGAUUUAUAUUAUAAGGUACAUCAGUUCCCACAGUGGAAUCCAGCAAUUGUGGAAUCUCAAAAAAUCCAAGCAAUUGAUGAAUACACCGAUAUCUGUUACCAGAUUUCUGCUGAUGCAGCAGGUGGUGUUGUGAAAAGUAGAGAUUUUGUAACUCUUCGUCACUGGGCCCAAGUUGAGGAUUGUUUUGUGAUUGCCAACGUUAAGACUGAUCAUCCAUCUUUUCCUGUAAAUGACAAGUAUGUAAGAGGAGAAACAGGGGUAGGUUGUUCUGUAAUGCAGACAAUAACUAAUGAACCCAAUAAGUGUAAUUAUAAAUGGAUCUUAAAUACGAACCUUAAAUUAUCGUUAGUGCCCAGGCAAUUGAUUGAAAAAGAGAUGAUCAAGAUGAUGUUCAAGUAUGUUAAAGACUUACGAGAACAUUUGAAAACUGAAGUUGUUUAACGGUAAAAUAAGUUUUCUUCGUCUAUAAUCUUACUCAUUAGUUUAAGGUUGUAUUUUAUUAAGACCAUCAUUUUUAUAUCUCCCAUAUCAUGACAAAACAUAUUUAUAAUUUUACAUUUAAAAUAGCCUCUUCAGAAACUGAUUUUGUUUAUGUACCAAAAAGUAAUUUGUUUAAUUUUUUAUUUAGAUUUAGAUUUCACUUGGUUUUCGUUCUUUUUUAUCCGAAUAUUAACUAAAAAUUUUAAAAGUAGAUAGCAAAAAAUAUAAACUGCAGUCUAAAUAAACAAAAAUGUUGUAUUAAAAUGUGGUGAUUAACGUUUCUGGAGUAGUUACUAUUUAUCAUUUCAUAUCUAAGAUUUCACUAGUUAUUUUUGGUUCAUAUUUAUAUUAGUGCUCGAAAGUAUUAUACUAAAACUCGCGCACAUGAAAUUAUAUAAUACAAUAUUGGAAGUAUGUGAGGCAAAAUAAAAAUAAUUUUAACUUUAGAUUAAUAUUGCAUUUCCAUUAUAUUUACAAAAUUUGUUUUAUAUAGGAUAAUUUAAGUACUAUAAUUUUUAUGUUGUAAAUAUCAGUUACUCAUAUGAAUAUAGUAAUUAUAGAUAUGCCUUUUUUAUUUGUGAGGUUUAAAGCAUUGCUUUAAAGACUCUGGUGCAUUAACUGAAAACACCAUUAAUCAGUAAUUAUUAUGCUAAACUUCCAAAUAUUUUAAGUUUUUCAGUGAAUAAUAAAUAAAAUGCAUUUUGUAGUUAGGUUUAGCAAAAUAAUUACCAGAUGUAAUCAUUUAAUCUGCAUUGCAUGCUAUGCUAUUGAAAUUUCUCUAUUUACUAAAAUAUUGAUACAACGUCUUCAAUUAUAAGAUUGUUCAUUAUCAGGCUCCAGUUAAUUCAUUUAGGGCCUGAAAAUGAAUAUGGUACAGUAAUGUACAAGCUCUAGUGAUUUAAAUAAUAUAAAGCCUUUCCAUUGACAUUGUGUUCAACGUUGAAUGAUUGUUAAGAGCAUUUUUAGUUAUAUAAGUUUUUGAGAGACUUUGUUGUUACCUUUGUCAUGCAGACGAAUUUUAGAUUUAUCUAUGAGAAAUUUAUGACUGUGAUUGUAUUAUAAUUUAUAAAUAUCAAUAAAUAUUUUUAAUUAUCUUUGUAAA